AUGACAGCGAUCUGCUUCGUGUGCAACCUGCCGAUCGUGACUCAUCAGGUCGGGCUGAUAUGGCAGGGCGGCAAUGGCUGGGACGACCUCGUGCGAGAGCAAGUGGAGGAGUCCACUCUGAGGCAACGCCUGGGAACAGGCAGACGAGACUCCGCGGCACAGAUCACGUCGAUCUCGCCGCCGAACGAGACCCAGGAUUGCUCGCCGACGAACCAGCGCCGUCGGCGAUCGAGCCUCGCUCAGUUGACCGACAUUCUGCGCGAAUGGGGCGGCGGCGGUAUCUCGACGAAGAGCAGCCGCGGCAACAAGCUCUGUCGAAGGGAGACCCUGGCGGACAUCGCCAAGUCGCUGCCGUGGUCGCGACAAACCACCACGGACGCCAGCCACCUGGUCAGCCUGCGUAAAAGACGGGAGAGCUCGGUCGACAGCGGCAUCCGCAGCCAGGUGUCCAGCAAGUCCAGACGGGACUCCGCCAUCAGUGACUUUAAGAACGACAUAGCCAGACUGUUGAGCAAAAAGGACUCGCAGCCGCAGCCACCGCCCACGGUCAUCUCGCCCACGCCGCGUCGAGGCUCGGGCGAAUCGAGAAACUCUCGCCGUGGUUCGGGCGAGAGCGCGAGAUCCAGGAGGGACUCGGUGAUUACGGGACAAUCUCAGAGCCCCGGCGAUCGUAAGCACAAUUGUCGUCAUCACAGACGUAGGCAAUCUCAACAGUCUGUCGACGGGGGUGGCGUCACGCCCACGAAGUAUUACAGAAAUGAUCAAAGACCGAGCGCUUCCAGCACCGACAGCGCGGGCAGUAAUACGGUUCGAGAACAUCUGGAGACUCAGAGGAACUCCAUGGACAAGAGCGAGAAAUCGAGCAGUACCGAGGGCAGGACCCAAACGACAAGUUCCACCGUGAUCGACACAAAGACGGCGAUGACGAUGUCGCCUUUGAUACUCAACGGGAAGACGCCCGUUGUCACAACGACGAUAACCGACUCGAGGACGACGACGGUGUCGAUCAGCACCUCGCCAGUGAUGCCCACCAUGUCGACCUUAAGCGUGGACACGAGGGCCACGAUUGAGAACAGAAUCGGUGCCACGUUGGACGCAUCCGUCAGUCCGCCGACUAUCGUUAUGUCCUCGGUAACGCCACCGGCGAUCUCGCCGACGGCCGGAAGCAGCCUCCCGCUUCCCGGGACCUCGACUUCCGGUAGCUCCAGCCCGGUCGGCUCACCGAACGUUAACAACACACCUACGCAUCCGUUACUUUCCACUCGAAGAGACUCGACCACGCAGUGCAAUUUCAAGGGUAAAGAAGUCUCGCCGAGUAAAGUGUCGAGGCUGAUACGCCAACACGCAGCAAUUGAUGAAUCGAUGCCACCCACAGGACGUCGUGGUAGCCAACCAACUUUAUCACCAGAUCCUGAUGAUGGGGGUCGGAAAGCACGGAGGGACUCUUUGAGUCCAGAUUCUGCUUCCUAUCUGCGACGUCGCGAUUCAAAAAGUCAUCUGAGUCCUGAUAGAAACGUCGAUAAGAGAGACAUCAGUCCUAUCAGACAGAGAAAAGGUCGAUUAAGAAGACAGUCCACCUCCAUGGCUGGUCGGCCACCACGAUCGCCGGACAGUUCCUCGUGUUCAUCCAGAGAGCCCAGUCCUUGCGCCCGCGCACCUGGCAAUAUUCACCAUGCGCCAAUAAUACGACGGCAAUCCACCACGGAAGAGAUCCUGAUAGCGCGCGGUUUUCGACGACAGAGUACUACCGAAGAGAUGAUACGAUGCCGUAACUUUAGGCGACAGAGCUCUCAAAGCGACGACACGGUUCAGAGAUUUCGCGGACGAAGAAAUAGCUCGGCUCAAAUCACGGAUGGCACUUUCGCGUCGAUGACAGUCGAAACAUCCAGCACCUUAUUUGACAGCAGCACCCAGACUGAACCGUCGCCGUUGUACGACAACAACCACUACCACGAGGAGUGCCUAAAAUGUAACAGCUGCGGCCUGAAUCUCACGGGACCCAAUCAAAAGCGGGCGAGACGAUUCAAGAACCAGAUACUUUGCGAUCUGCACUUUGCCGACGUGGCGCUGAUGGAGUGCUCGGACUUCAUGCAGCAGUUGCGCAGCUUCAAACCACAAAGUUUAGGCUGUGCAGUUGCGAGAAGAAAGUCCUCGACCACCCUGAUCUUUCCGUUGCCACCUCAGGCGUGCUCCGACGAGUUCUGUCAAGAGUUCCCGCACAACCUGAUACCAACACCCGGCUACUGGAUCGAAUGCUCGCGGCCUCAGAUUACGUCGGACACGAUCUGGGACGAAACAGAGAGCGAACACGAGGCUACCGAUCCCGAACAGGUGGAAGGACAGAGCGCGGAUCAGGAGCGUCCGUCGAUACUGAAGCGGCAGGACAAGACCUCCUGUCUGUUCGAAGCGGAGAAUGAAGGCGACACGGACGAUCCGCCGCGGAAGAAGACCACCAUCGAGGAGCAAUGGGAAAAGAAUCAGGGUUUCGAGCUCACCUCCGUCGAGCAGGAGACAUACGAGAAAUAUUUCUACGGCUCGGAGCACUGGAACUAUUUUACGAACGAUGAGGAUUUGGGACCGGUGAUACUCAGCAUCAAGCAGGAGACGCUCAACAAUCGUGACCAAUUCAGGAUUUUGGUCAGAGCCAUCAGUUACACGGUCCACGGCCUUAUCCCCGCCAGCUGCGUCUUUGCCGACCGAUACAAUCGAGAAGAAGUGGUACGUAGUCUCGGCAAGGAGGUGAACAUCAAUCCGCCGUUAACCUUGGGCCAAUUGCCAGACACGCCUGAGGAACUUCUGAAGCUCGAUCAAGUUUUUAUCAAGUCCGAGCUGAAGGUGGGGAUGAUUUAUGUUCAGGAAGGUCAGUACAGCGAGGAGGAGAUACUCGAUAACAACGACAACUCGCCGCUCUUCGAGGAAUUCCUGCAGAUUCUCGGGGACAAGGUCAGGCUGAAGGGAUUUGACAAGUACAAAGGUGGUCUCGACACCGUGCACGAUUUGACGGGCCUAUAUUCUGUCUACACCAACUGGAGGGGCAUCGAGAUAAUGUUCCACGUGUCCACCUUAUUGCCUUACGAGAAACACGAUCCUCAAAAACUUCAGAGAAAAAGGCACAUUGGCAACGAUAUAGUGUGCGUCGUAUUUUUGGAAGCCGACAACACCAGCUUCAGUCCAGCUUGCAUCAAGUCGCACUUUUUGCACACAUUUAUCUUGGUGCGAGUGAGUCCACGGAUAAAGCGGAAAAUCACGAAAUACGAAGUGUCCGUAGUUACAAGGGAUGAAGUUGGGGCCUACAAACCGUAUUUAUGGGAACAAAGUGUCUUCGAAAAAGGUCCGAUGUUCCGAGAAUGGAUAUUAACGAAGAUCGUGAACGGCGAGAGGGCGAGUUAUUCCGCGCCGAAAUUCGCGAGGAUGCAGGAGCGAACGAGAAGUCAAAUGUUGGAGGACAUCGUGGCGAAUCUCGCUAAUCACGCGGAAACCGGCCAGAUUCCAAAACCGUACAGACGAGGUUCUUGGCGACCGAUUGGACACAUGAGACCGUCCUCACCACUGUUGGACUCGGUGCGAGAUCAGUUCGAGGAUUAUGAUCAACUCGCCAAGGACUUCACCAGGGUGUUCCUCAAUAAUUCAGCGAACGUGACGUUAAACACUAGUCUUUUCGACGUGUCUUUCCUCGUGCCGGGACAUCAAAAACAGAAAGUCCGAUUCAUCGGUGUUAGGGCGAUUCUAGCCGUAAGAAGCAGAGUAUUUCAAGAAAUGUUAUACGGAAUUCAAGCGGGCUUCGGUAGCCCACAGGUACCGGUUGCCGAGUUGCUCGCAAGACCGGCGCCGACGUUGCUUAGCCCGCAGAAGCCGAAGAGCUCGAACUUCCUGCAAGUUCCCGACAUGGAGAGCCCUAGGCCCAAAAGUGUUCCUUCGUCGCCGAUGGUGAAACGGGCCUUCUCGCGACUGGGUACGAUCACGGCGGGAUGGGGAAGGAGCAUCAGAAAGCACGGCAGCACGCUGCAGAGCGAGGAUCGAAAGCGAUGGGCCAGCUCGCAGGAUUGCAGUAAUAAGGAAGCAAAAGACAAGGACAAAGCAGCCCAAUCGCUGGCAGUACCGCGACUCAGCGUUUGCGCGGACGCGCAAAAAGUAGAUAGAGCCAAACUAGCGCAGACCGAGUUUGACAUCAUCGAGUUCGAUCCGGAGACCUUCCGAAUUCUGCUGGACUACCUGCACACCGGAUCCUGUCCGCUGACGUGCAGCAACAUACCCGGUCUGAUAUGCGCCGCGGAGCACUACGACCUGCCGGAACUACUUCAGGCAUGCUUCCAUCACGCCAAGCAAUUCCUCAGGGUCGAGAUCGUUUGCGUGAUGCUGUGCGCCCUCGAGAAUUACUACUGGCGUUACACGUCCGCCUCGGAAUUGGUCAACAUGAUCCUCGCGUUCAUCGAGACGCGGGCCGAAUUGCUCUUCAACCAUCCAGACUUUGUCACCCUGAGCGAAUCGAUGGUGCAGAUGAUCAUGUGCCGCGGCCUCGAACUGCCGGAGGUCAAGAAGUUCGAGGCGAUGCUGAACUGGGCGAAGCACAGAAUCAAAACCAAAUCGACAAAGAUCGACGCCAAGGUGGAGUUCAAGUGUAUCAUGGACAGGCUCAGCAGGGACCUCAAGUUACAUAAGAUAACACCCCAGGAACUAAUCAGGAUCGUAUUGCCAUCGAAAGUUAUAAAGAACGAGAGGAUCCUGGAGACUCUGAUGUACCAAGCGAAUUCGGGCAUAUACAGAAACAUCGACAGCUGCUUGGAGGCGUACCAGAGGAAUCUGCAGGAUCAAGAAAGUUUCGACUGCGGACUAUGAAAGUUAACCAACACGCGAAAGGUGCCGCAAGAAAAACGUGAAAAACACGUAUCGAUAAAGGAGUAAUGAAAUUCUCCUGGACGAUGAGAAAAUUAUUCUCGUUGUAACAUUGCGGCGCCCGUGUCGUGCUAUCGGAUAUUAUACGCGAAUAAUUGAGAUCUUUUCGCGGCGAUGAUUUGCAAUUAGAGCAUUCCGUCUGCGACCGCGAUAUGUAGCAGUCGAUAAUUACACUGCGGGGCAUGACACGAAUUAUGAUGGAUUUCUCCGAUAUCACACAAGGUCGUUGCUAAGCCACUCGAUGAAUAAUAAGUUUCGACAUGAUCUCGGCUCCGUUCGCGUGAACUUUAUUAUACUCGUACAAUAAUUCAAUUGCAUUUGGUGGCGUAUCAGGCUGCCAUACUUGUUUCGUUAUUAAAGUGAUUUAUCCGUGAAGAGAAGAAUGCUAUAAAGACAUUAAUGAAUGUAUACUUGAUAAAGAAUUUUUGAAAGUUUCUUUAAAAAAUUAUUUAAAGGAUUAGAAAGUUUCCCAUUCGAGAAUCUUUUAACUUUAAUACGACAAAUUUCAAUUGAAUUAGUAAAAUACUGGCUUACGUUGAUUAAUAUAAAAGUUCAACAUGCAGCAAUUUCUGUGCAGAAUUAUUUUCAGAUGACAUAAAAUUUUCUAUCAAAAAUUUUCAAAUUUUAUAAAUAUUUUUGAUUUUUUUAAUACAGAUACUAUCUUAUAAUAAUGCUUCCAUAACAUAUAUUUCGUAAUUUCCAGUUCACGAAUUUUGCUUCCAUUUUGGAGUAAAAUAUUAUAAAAGAGAGAGUAGAAAGUAUUACUAUAGCUAUAAUAAUGUACAGCAUUAAAAAUGAUUCUUAUGUUUAACUUUCCUAUAUUUUUUUUUACUAUAUAAGUUAUAUUAUUUUAAUUUAAUAUUUGUAUUAACUUUUGUGAUUCGAUAUCUCUCUUUCGUUGCAAGAAGCGUUAUUUUUGAUAACCUAAGCUCUUCCAAGCUGUCAUAAGGCAGCAAGUACAUAUUAUAUUGAUCAAUCAAGCAGGGAAUAAAGCAGGAAAUACGUUACAAUGUGACGGUCACUUUCGUAUUAAAGUUUCGUAAAUAAGCGUUAUUAAUCUUCACAGAAUUUGUUAUUAAUACAUUCCUAACGUAUGAUUGAUAGAAUUAAAUGUAAAGUAUUGAUUGAGAUGAGAUGCAGAUAAUGCGAACGCGGAAAAAAAGCACAAUUUUCAUACUAUUAACGAGAAGAUUCAAUGGAAAUAAAAUCUUUGAUCAAGGUAAUUAAUUAAGGAAAACUUCUAUUAUAUUUCAAUAUAGCAGGUGAAUAAUGAUGAGGUCAGUAAUAUUUAUUGCGUGGCGAUGUCAUCUGUUUGUCUUCGAUGAAAUGAAGACAAAGAAAAAACGAACAAAUUAAUUACCUGAUACGACAACGUUAUCGACGUAAAGCGUUAAGAAAAAAAAUUCACUUUAAUGAUCAUCGAUCAGAGAGGCUUUCGAGAGCGCGUAUCGCAUCGGCAGCACUUAAUAAAUUGCCGACACAUGACAAUCUGUAUCAUAAAAGAAAGCUACUAAUAACACCUAAGAAUAUGGUUUACUAUUACGUAAGCUUAAAGAGAUAUAUAAAUAUACAUAUAAUAUAUAUAUAUAUAUAUAUACGUAUCGUUAUACAUAUAUAAGAAUGAAACGAUAAACGAUGAGUAACAACAAUAAUAAAAAUAAUAAUGACGCUAGUAAAAUUGAGGCGUAUAUGAUAUAAUAUAAUAAUGAUAACACAGCGCAAGCGAAUUGAUGUUGAAUGUUGGGAGAAAAAAAUAUAUACAUAUAUACAUAUAUAAAUAUAUAUAUGUAUAUAUGUAUAUGCAUAUAUAUAUACUUAUAUAUAUAUUCGAGGUCUGUUCUGUUUUCUAUCGUAGAUUUUAUAUUUUCAAGUACUCUAAGACAGAGAUUCUAAAAUCCACGGAGAGGGCAGACCGAAGAAGAAAUUUAUCACGCGACGACGCGCGGGCCUCUUUUUCGUUUAGCAAAAUGACCUCCCUUCUAGGGAAGAAACAUUUAUCCGUGGCCGCAAAAUUUUUUAGCACAUCACGAUCGUGAACCACUCGAUCUUCUUUCGUUCUACGAAGAGAAGAGACAUAUCGAUUUCUCUCCGGUGGAAGAAUGGAUUUUCCGAAAGGAAGACGGAUUCUUCAUUGGAGUCACUUCGUGAUUUCGACGAAUCUUUGCGAAUAUCAAACAAGACCUCGAACUAGCCUGGUUCCGGCAGCGCUCCAGUAACGAUUAUAUCAAAAAAAAGCGAGAAACGAAGAGAGAAUAAAUGGGGUAGAAAGUCACGCGAUUUCACACGCAGAACACGUAUUUCCGUGAACGACACUCUCUUUUCCCGAAGAUAUUUUUCAGAAGUCGAUCUCUUCUUCGAUGUUCCAAAGGAGGAAAUAUUUUUACACGAUCUCGGUUGGUCGUCCGCGAUACGACGUAAUAUUUUCAAGCGCCGAUUCCCCGCUGUAUAUUGUGUUAUUAUAUAUGUAACAAGUAAUAUUAUGGUGUAAUGUGCGUAAAGGUAAAAGGCCGUUGAUCCUCAACCGCUACGAUGGGUUCAAAUCUGUUUCCAAUACAGAUUUCUCAGUUUCCAAUGCUUUAUAAUGCAUCAGAAAUAUGUUUUAUACACAUGUAUAUCUGCUAAAUGUAAUAUAUAUUAUAUAUAUCUAUUAAUAGUUACUGUAGAAAGAUGUUUAAUGACUUAUUGUUUGUUGGAUAUAAUAAGAGAAUCAGAUAUAGGAACAUCAAUAAUAAUCAAAAAUAAUUAUACUUUAUUAUUGGAUUCAAAAUUGAUCUCAUCGUAGUAGUUAUUUCAUUCAAAUACAUAUAAUUAUAGCAGUUGAGGAUUAAAAUCGGUCUCCUUCCGCUGCGGAGGGCGCCAAACUGUUAAGUGUCUUAUUGUUCCGGCAAGCGGCUGGACGAAAGUAGAGUUUUGAAAUAUCGCCAUUCGACGAAAUCCAGUUAUCUUCGUAUCAAUGCGUAUAUACUCGUUUCUAAAAUCAAAUAAAUCGUUUUUUUUUUACGAAAAAAUGUUUUUUGUAGAUAUAUUUACCGCAAAAGAAAAAGAUACAAGUGUAUGAAUCGCAAACGUAUAAUUAUUUUUUAAUUAAUUUAAUUAAUUAUUUUCUUGGAGAUUGAAGAAUUAAGUAUUAAUAGAUCUUUAAAAAAAAUUAGCAUUUCCGUAAAAACAAAUCCACACAAUAAUAGAAAACAGAUCGCGAAGCGGACAAAACUCGAAAUUCUACUUCGUCAGUGUGUAAGCGUAGUUUUAGUGUGUGAUCGAAGUGUAUUCGAUUGUUCAUUGUAUCUAUGACGUCUCCCAAUCUAUGUAGAGACGCGCCAUUAAGCUCAUUAUUCAUUGUUAUAUUUAUCGAAGUAAAACUCGGCGCAGGUUCACUCGGGAUUGCCGACAGAAUUUUUCGUAACGCUAUGAGACACGUUAUGGCCAUCGUAAUAAUUACGAUUACGUAUAAGAUUCGAGAUUUACUUAAAUAUGUAAAAUUAACACAAAUAUUAUACUUAAGGACUGAUUAUUUUUAAUGUGCAUUGUAAUAUCGUGUUUUAAAUAAUUUAAUCCACGAUUUCGUAUAUAGACACGUGAAAAUGUUCUCGUGGUGAAGUUUAUUUCUGUAGCAUCGAAAAUCGAGCCAGCCGAAAUUACACCGAUAUCCAUUAUCCUAGCUUGCUUGAAACACAAAGUUAUUUUAACCUGCGCCCGAGUUAACUCAACAAAAAUAUCACGAAUUAGUACAAAACUUACGCCUCUGUCGUGUAUUACUCUUCCUCCUCUCGCGUCGCGGCACGAGUAAUAUACUAAUGUACAAAACUUUUUUUACUGUACUCAACGACAGUCCAGGCGUAGCUCGUUAUCAAGAAAGAUAAGAGCAAAAAAGAGGGGGAAUGUAGUGCGCCAUGCCGAGGCGCGACGACACCCCUCGUGAACACCCAAAAAAAAGAAAAUUUGAAAAAACGUCAUCGAACGCCAUUCUGUCCAGCCAUUGCCGCCUAUUGUUCAACUGUACAUUCACGCAAAUAUGUAAAAAAAUUGUUUCACAGAUGAAGAGAGAAGAGGGGACAAACAAGAAGAUAUAUAUAUAUACACACAUAUAUAUGUAUGUAUACAUAUAUAUUAAGAUGUAAACACACAUAUACACAUACAUUAUACAUACACUUGCGCACACACAUGGCAUACAUGUGCACACGUAACGGUAGAGAAAGGCGAGAGAAUGGGAGGGAGAGAAAGAGUGUAAUGAGACGUGUCAAAAUGUAACGAAAUAUUGUGAGCCACGUGAGCGGACUCCGGCGAGUAAGUAGAGUAAGUAAGCGUAAUAUCAGACGCACAUUGAGGCGGAUGGCGGAUUUCCGAAAGGGGAAAAAUCGUGUCGCCUUGCUCCUGCAAAGGGAGGGUAAGAUUAUUUUAAAAAUAAUUUGAUAAGCGGUAUAUGAUGAAGGAUUAAAACUGGAGAUUUCUCUCAGUUCUUUAAUCUUUCUCGACUGCUUGUGUUAGGUAUAGAAAUUUUACUAGUAACAUUCUGUUGUAUAUUUUAUAGUGAUUAAAAAAUUUUAGCGACUAAAAUCCACUCUAAAUCAUACGAAUCAAAAUACUGUUGUAGGUUUUAUUAAACAAUUGUAAGUCGCUGGUAUUUUUAACUUAGAUACCAAAAUAUCUCGAAAACAAUGUAUUUUCGAAAAAAAAUAUUUCAAAUAAAAGUUCUAAAAUUUGAAAAAGGCCAUCAAAAUAGUCACUUAGAUUUUGGUUUCGGGAUUCACUUUGGGUCCAAGGCACAGGGUGGUUUUUUUUCGAUAAAAACAUGUUUUAUUGCAAAUUCAUAUUCUAUUAGAAAUUUUGUUCUCGGUGUUUUUUUGCUAAACUCCCUCCAAUCGCACAAAAGUUCUUAUUUUGAAAUAUUGCCAAUGAAGGCAAGACCAGUGGACGAUCCAACCAGUGAAGGAUCCAAAAUCUACAUAGUUCAUCUAAUGGCCCUCUUCAAACUCUAUCCCUUUAUUUAAAAUAUUUUUUUUUCAAAAAUGCAUUAUUUUCGCUUACUCCAAAUAUCGAAAUAGGUUAUUAAGUAUGUUAAUUGAUUAUAAAUUCUGCCAUUCUGCGGAAUUAAGUAUGAUAAACCCGUAAAAAUGUGUAUGAACGUGCUGCUGCGUCGCGCAAGGCUCAAUGUGCGCCUGGCGAUAAAGAUAAUCUCUGCGUUUUGUGCGAUAUACGAGGGUUGUGCGUAAUCUUAAGCGCUUCUCGAAUUCUCUGGUAUGCGUCUGGUUAUUUGUGCGAUAGUCUAUAAAUGCCGUUGUUGUGAUGCCGUGUACGUAUUGUCAUUCUUGUCUUGUUAAAUACUCGCUGUUCUUCUCGACAUUAUACCGCUGCCAUUGGAUUUUCAUCUCGUUGUUGUUGUUGUUGUCGUUAUUGUUAAGGGAGAAACGUAUUGUCCGUUCAAUUGCACGCACAGACGCAGCGGCGAGAUGCCACGACCAUAUAUAUAUAUAUUUUUUUUUACUUCGCGGCACUGUAUUCUUCCGGAAUUCGUCGGCUUAUUCUGUGCGUGAACCACGAUUAACGUAACGAUAUAUUUUCAAUUUUUAGUAUUAUAAAUUCCAUAGUGUGUGUGUGCGCGCUCGGAUUUUUGUAAGAUAUUUAGCGAUGAUAGAAUAUAAAAUAUUCCUAAACACAAUUAAAUAACAAAUAAUCUAUUUUCUACAAAUAAUACACAUUAUUCAAAUUAUUUCCACUGCGCGGUGUGAAAAAUAAAAAUCGUGGUUCUCGAUUCCCGCAACUAUACAUUUCUCUCAAUACGAAAAUAUCGAGUGACAUCGAUAUCAGUUUGUAAGCAGCCCAAAUAUUAUUUCGUUCAUUCAAACGUUUAAUUCUGCUGUAUUAAUAAUUUAUCGUUUACGGAUCUCGGCUUGCUUCGCAAUGAUGCAAUGUAUUAACCGAUCGACAAUUCUUUUUAUCCUGAUAUAUCGCACUCUCACGUUGUUGUGUACGUGGAUACAAGUUAUUAAUAAUGCGAUGUAACGGACAGGGUUACCAGAUAUCAAUUUACGUCAAAUAUCAAAGAGCGUUUCCAGUUUCAUGCGAUCAUAUCGGUAUGAGAUCACUGUGACCUGACAAUUGUGAAAAGUGCGUGCACACGAGUUUCUUCCUUCCGCUUGUCGUCGUGAUGAAUCUUAGGAACUCGCCGUGUCGCGCUUACGUGGUAACGAAUACAAAAAGAAUACAGAUAAAAUUAUGAACAAAGAUUUAUUGUAUAUGAAGCUACUGUGAUGUUACUGUUGAAUAUAAAAAAAUAUAUAUAUAUACAUAUAUAUAUACACACAUACAUAAAAGAUGCUGUAUUUAAAGUCGUGUCUAAAGAUUGUUUUCUUUUAUCUCCUCGCUCACACGAAACAAAGUCUGUCGCGAAUCUGUGAAAGUGAAAUUGUAAUUUAUAUUCGUACGAGCAAACUAUUUUUUAAAGAUGACAACGUGGACUGAUCUAUUAUGUAAUAUAGGCAAUAAAAAUGUAUUGUGCUAGAUCUUCUCUAUAUGUGUGUUCGUGUAAACCUCGUCAAGUGCAUAAUAGAAUAACAAAAAUCAGUAUCAAUCUACACGGAGAGCAUUCAUGAUCUACAAAUUCAUAAUACUACAUUACUUGUAAAACAUAUAAAAUUCAAUUUUUGGUUCAUAAUAGUCACUAAUGAAAAAAAAAAUAAAUACCGGACGGCAUUCAAUAACCUUAAUUAUAAGGAAUUUAGAAGAUUAUUUACAUUCAUUAUUACAAUUUCGGAUUAUUUACUUUUGUUUAACAUUAAUUUAUACAUUGUGCCAAUUUAAAAAUGUUUCCGCCCAAAAAUGUGUUCAAAGUGAAUAGUUUUAGUAGAAAUAGUUUUUAAAAUAAAGUUGUUUUAUACAAUCUCUAUAUCUUGCAUGAAUAUUCAUAAAUACAUCAAUGCGUUAUGUACUUAUAUAAUUCAUAAUAAUUCGUAACUAUCUAAGCCAUCUCUACUACGUCAAGAAAAUGUACAAUAAAUUACAGCGUAUAAAAAAGAUGUGUACAUAUUUACAUAUACACAUGAGGUGUAUCUUCACUGAUCUUUGUACGCUAAAAAAAAAUCGAAUUACAAAUAGCAAUAUCUGUUGAUUGGAUCUAUACAAACAGUCCUCUAUAAAAUUUAAAUGAGUUUGAGUUAUGAGGGAGAAUUGUAAGUAUGUUAUAAAAUCACAUUUAUUUACAAUUCUACAAGAGCGAUAGGUUAUCUGUACAAAUUUGACCACUGUACAAUGACAGCCGUUUGUGAAUCUUUAAAAAAAUUCUAAUCAUCAUAUUAAAACAUUGCAUUUUUAAGGUAUAUAUAUAUGUUUGUUACAGCAAAUAUAUUUUGUCAGGUAAAAUUCGCGAGCACUCGCGCAAUACGAUCUUAGCCCUAUUAUAACUGAGAUCUGCGUGUGUCGACAAGUUCCUAAAGCAUUGCAAUAAGCGUACGUAACGCCGGAUACAGUCUUAUUAAAACGCUAAACCAUCAAGGUCGCAAAUUAACAUAUAUAUAUAUAUGUACAAUUUUUGUACAUCUGUUAACACCGCACUCGCUUUCAGAAUGUCUGAAAAAUAAUUUCAAGA
Molecule: messenger RNA, 12475 nt
Organism: Wasmannia auropunctata (little fire ant)
Lineage: Eukaryota; Metazoa; Arthropoda; Insecta; Hymenoptera; Formicidae
Gene: rsh
Exons: 21
Coding region: 1-4836 (1611 amino acids)
Biological process (GO): regulation of small GTPase mediated signal transduction; activation of GTPase activity
Cellular component (GO): cytoplasm
Molecular function (GO): protein binding; GTPase activator activity
Source: RefSeq, a predicted model, not a curated record